AUGCCACGUCAGACGCAGCACCGUCAAACCUCCUCCCUCGAUAUCCCUCCCACCAGAAACUCCUUAACUCCGCCGCUCCCCGCUUCCACCCCGCCCCCCCUUUCCCGUCCCCCGGCGACGCGCUCCCCCGCCCCGUUCUCGCCGGGAGCGGGAUUUCCACACUCCCCCGGCGCGCAGUCUCCGCCUCCCCUAGCAAUAGCAGUAGUUCCCGCGCACCCGUUCAAGCGCCGCGCGGUGGAGGGGCCUUUGCCGCCCCCUUCCCCGCUCCUGCGGCUCAACGAGAGCCAUCACUCUCCGCUUUCUUCGCCGUCUUCCGCGGUCUUUGGCAUCCGCGCUGCGCCUCUUAGCCCUUGCGCAUGGAAAGCGGGGGAAGGGGGAGGAGAGAGUGGGAGGGGUGGGGGAAGUCGGGGGAGCGGGGGAGGUGCGGGAGCGCAAUCCAGAGCGCACGAUGGUUCCGCGAGCGUAAUCGCAGGGUCUCCCGCAUCUCCCGCACCGGACUCCAGUGUAGUUUGGCCGGCGAAUGCGCCACGUGGCGGCCAGAUCCGCGGACCUCCUGCGCCGUCAGGCGCAAGAAAGGCAGAACCUUUGAGUCCUUAUCCAGACGCGCGGGAGCAGGGGGUGCCGCUUCCGCGCGCGCAAGAGCAAGAACGGCGGGUGGGCGGAAAGGCCUUAGCUUCCCCGCAACCCCGCGAUGGCCCCGUCAGCACAGUGACGCUUGAGUGGACUCAGAAGCCGCCUUCCCCGCGAUCCCGCGAUGUUCCCCCCCGCGCCGCGACUCUCUCCAGCGCGCUUCUCGCGCGCAUCGACGCGAUAUUCCUGAGCAAACGGAGCAAGGAGCGCGCGGAAGCCAAGGCGCAGGCGCAGGCGCAGGCGCGGCUGCGAGCAGCGGCGGGCGGCGGGUCGAAGCGGCGCGGGCAGGCUGACUCCGCCGCCGCCGCCGCAGCUGCAGCAGCAGCAGCAGCAGCGGGGAAACAGGAAGCUCCCGUCACAGCGGAAACGGGAGUGGGAAAAAGCGCGGGUGUGUGGGGGAAGGUGGGUACAAAGGCGCGGCGGUCACUGUCUCUGGAUGGCACGGGGGCAAGCCGCGGGGAAAGGGUAUUUGCGGCGCUGGGGGAAGGAGGAAACGUGAAGGCGGAACCUGAGGUCUGGGAGGUUGGUGGGGGAGGCUCGAUUGGCGGGAGUGGGGGAAGCGGAGUAAGUGCGGGAAGUGGGGGAAGCAGGGGGAGCGGGGGAAGCGGGGGGAUGAGUGGUACCAUUUCUGGUGGUAGCAGCGGUCUUGAUGGUGAGCUGAGAACGUGCACAGCUCUGCACUCUCCUGCAACCACAGCUAACGCCUUUGCUGCUGCCUCACCAGCUGCUACCCCAACAGCAACAACAACAGCGGCGGCAGCAGCAACAGCAGCGACAGCAGUGAGAGAAGCACAAGAAACGGCGGACGCACAGCCGAUAAGGCAGGCAGCGGGCAACAGAGGAAUUGAGAGUGGUUUUAGAACCGUGGCUAGCUUUGCCCCUGCGACCGACAACAGCCAUAUCAGCGGCAGCAGCAGCAGUGCAACAGUCCCGGCCGCACUGCAGCAGCAGCAGCAGCAACCCGCGUGGAUGAUGGUAGCAGGUACGCUUACUCGCGCUGUUGUUGUUGUCCCCAUGCCCGCCACCGCUGCCAUGCCUGCUCCCAUGGCUGCUCCCACGCCUCUUCCCACGGCUCCUCCUUCGCUCACUCUCACGCAGACCCCUACUGUACUCACAUCGCCGCUUGCACUGCCACCAGCAGCCACCACAGGCACAGCCGGUGCAGCAGGGCCAGCAGCAUCGUUCUCACCCUUCAAACAACCCGUGCAGCAGCAGCAGCAGCCCGGCCUUGAGCCCUCUUCAAGAACCCAUCCACCGGAACCCUCUUCUCCUCUGCCUCCUCCUCCUCCUCCUCCUACUGCUACUGCUCCUCCUACUGCUCUCGCCACCCCUCCCCCUUCUGCCCCCCCUGCCACUCCCCCUUACGUUCCCCUUCCCUCUCCCCUUUCUCUUACCCCAGCUGCUUCCCCUGCUGCCCCGCCCGCUACCCCCCCUGCUCCAUCCACGCGCCAUCCACCCCCUCACCGCUCCGUUCCCGCCCACCACCCUCAUCCCCCGCACCAUCCCCACCACCAUAACCACCCCCGCGUGCAGCGGCGGUACCGGGGGGUGCGGCAGCGGCGGUGGGGGCGGUGGGUGACAGAAAUCCGUGAGCCCACCACGCGUACGCGCAUCUGGCUCGGCUCCUAUGAUAACGCCGAGGAAGCCUCCCGUGUGUACGACAUGGCCGCUCGGCUGCUCAAGGGCCGGGCGGCACGGCUUAACUUUCCCCACAGCGUGCAGCCAGUGGCGGUCCCCCGGGGGAUUGCGGAUGCUCUCAUGAGGGCUAGCCGGGCGGCAGCGGAGGCUGGCGGGGGGGAGGGUGGUGCGGGUGGUGUUGACGAUGGGGAGGGCGGUGCGGGUGGCGGUAUGGAUGAUUUGCAGGGUGGUCGGGAUAGUGUGGACGAUGGGCAUGGUAGGGAUGGGGAUGGGGAUAGUGGUGGUGAUGGGGAUGGUGAUGGGGAUUGGGGCAUCAGUGGUGGGUGCAGUGGUGGUGUGAUGGGGAUGGUGAUGGGGAUGGACGUGGUUGGUGCAGAGGCAGUGGGGGAGGGUGAGGCACAGGAGGUGAAGGCGUGGAGUGGUGAGCAGAUGGAGUGUGGUUCGGAGCAGGUGCAGCAGCAGCAGAGCAUGGUGCUUCAGCAUGCCGGGCAACCACCAGCCGGCCUACAGGAGCAUCACUAUUAUCAUCAACAGCAGCAACAGCAGCAGCAGCAGCAGCAGCAGCAGCAGCAGCAGCAGCAGCAGGCGAGCAGUUUGGCACCUGAGAAUCCACCUGGCAGCCAGGCGCCAUCAUGGGAGGAGACCCUGAGAGACCUGGGCCUGGACGCACCCCUUCCCCCUGUCGCCCCUCCCCCUCCCCUUUGCCCCGCUCCCACUCCAAUUGCCCAGCCUCUCUCUGCUGCUCCCACCGCUCUCCACCGCUCUUCACCACCAGCAGCAACACCGCCACCAUGUGUAACCCCAUCUCGCCCCUCCAGUACGCCUCCUCUUCCGCUCCUGCGCAUGCCCCUGUCGCUGCUCGCCUCCCCACGUGCGUGCACCCAUGUCCCUCCAUAUCGAUCAGCAGGCAGCCCCCUGCUCCACCUCCCGCCCUCGUUCCCUGCUGCUGCCUCCACCUCCGUGCCUGCUGCAACUACUGUAGCUGGUGCCACACCUGCUACAACAUCCGCACCUGCCACUACAGAACCCCCACCUGCUACAGCACCCUUACCAGAUACUACACCCAUCUCUCAAUCCUUCUCCCUGCUUCCUUGCUCCAGCCCCAACGAACGGACGGAUCAAAUGGACCAGAACAGCCAGAUGGAGCGGACGGACCAGAUCGAGCGAGCGGGCCAGAUGGGGCAGACAGACCAGAUUGAACGGACGGACCAGAUGGAGCGGAUGGGGCCCCCCUUAGAGCCUUAUACAUUGGAGCUUCCCCAGGUGCACUCCCACACCUCCACCGCCACCACUGUCACCAGCGCUACUGGUGGUAACACGGUUACCACAACUGGCACCACCAGCGGCACUGCCACCACCACGGCUUCUGAUUGGUCGGCGAACGUUCUUGUUGACUCCAACGAUUCCUCCAUGCAGAUUUUCGGGCAGACAACGAAUGUUUUCUGCCCGAAUCAACAGUCGCCUACUGAAGUUUCUUGGAAUUCUCCAACCGAACCAUCUGUCCGAACCUCACUCCACCGAGCCUCUCUCUCUCGUCCGGCAACCGUCCCAGACAAUCGUCCAGCCGUUUGCGCUGCCGAACCUCCGCCUCUUGUCCUCCCACCCUCGCUAGAUGCCCUGUCAUUGGCCAGCCUCAGUGCCGAACCUCUGUUGCUUCCAUCCCUUCCGGAGAGGUUCGGGGGAGGUUUGGAGGAUGAGGGGGUGGCUGGGGAUGAGGGCUGGUUCUUGUGGCCUGACCUACCUCAGCAUUCAGUCAUGGCGUUGCCGAGGCUGAGAAUCGAACCGGGGGCGUUAGCAUUCAGCUUCGAGGCGGGGAAGGAGCUGCGCACGCGCGUGAGGAUCCACAACGAUUACUCCAAGGACGUCGUUAUCACGAUAAAGCCGGGCACGGUGCGCAAGUACGAGGUGAAGGACGGCACCAAGAUCGUCGUGCCUGAAGGCUCCUCCUUCCUCCUCACUGGUAACCACAUGCUCACUGGUAACCACAUGCUCACUGGUAACCACAUGCUCACUGGUAACCACAUGCUCACUGUGUCGUGCCUGCCGCUGUCGUCCAUGCCCUUCUGGCCCGACGCCUUCGUGCUGGCAUGCCACAUGCCCGCUGACAAGUUCACCCGCCGCCUCACGCUGCACACGCCCAUGUCACAAUUGCGCGCUGUGUGCCAGAUGAAGCUGCCAGUGCUUUUCACAGACGAGGUCACCAAGGGGGUGGCGGAGGCGAGGAGCAGUGUUUCCCUCUCACUCACUCUUCCGUUUUGUUUCCUUUCCUCGCCCUCUCACCCACCCACAGCCCAUGUCACAACUGCGCGCUGUGUGCCAGAUGAAGCUGCCAGUGCUGUUCACAGACGAAGUCACCAAGAGAGUGGCAGAGGAGCAGUGUAUCCCUUACACUCCCUCUUCCGUUUUUUCCCUUUCCUCUCCCUCUCGCCUCGUCCCCAGCCCAUGUCGCAACUGCGCGCUGUGUGCCAGAUGAAGCUGCCAGUGCUCUUCACAGAUGAAGUCACCAAGGGGGUGGCAGAGGAGCAGCAUGCGCAGGCGCUGGCACAGGCCCAGAAGCACAAGGAGAAGGGGAAGGCGAAGGAAAAGCAGGCGCAAGCGCUGAAAACCGUGAAGGAAGGGGAGGAGGGCGGGCAGGGAGGAGCGGAAGGGACAAGAUCGCAGGGGGGGAAAGGCGGGAAGGGAGGGAAGGUGAAAUUUGCAGGAGAGGCAACUGUGAAAGAUGGGCUUUCACGUGUGUGGAAAGGCGGCAAGACAAAGAAGGAUUUGGAAGAAGAGCAGGAGGAGGCGAGGAGGAAGGAGGAGGAGAGGAGGAGGGAGGAGGAGAGGAGGAGGCGGGAGGAGGAGGAGAGGCGGCUGAUGGAGAGGGCGGAGAGGAGGGAAGAGAUGAGUGGGCAGUCAAUGGACCGGCUUCUCACCUCCAUUGCUGCCAAGGACAAGAGCCACGUCUAUCUGUGGGAGCUCUUUCUCAAGACGUCCCGCGCGGAUUUCAAGCUGCUGCAGCAGCGCCUGGAGGCAGCACUGCUGGAGGUGCAGGCCGUCAAGUCGCAACUGGUCAUGGAUCUGCCAGCUCUCACCGUCUCCUUCUCAAGCCUCUCCGACUCCUCGCUCCCCUCGCCCACCAAAGCCUCCUCCGCACCCUCCCGAGACACCAGCUUCGCACCACCGCACUCCACCGCUCCCUACUCCCGCUCCUUUUCCAACAACCAGCUGAACCCCUCCGGCAGCAGCAGCAGCUCAGAACACGCCAACAUGCGCCCGCCCUUCACCCCGAAACCCACCACGUCCGAAUCCGCACUGCUCCCAGUGUCCAUCUCCUCGCUCUCCUCCGCCCAGCUGUCCUCUCUGACCUCUCUGGCGUCCUCCUCCAGCAGUCUGCAGCUGGGCGGGUCAGGGGGGUCGCGGACCCUGAGCAAGUGGGGCGCGGGGGGGGAGAGUGCGGUUGAGAAGGAGCUGCAGCGCAAGGAGAUGAUGCGGAGGGCGUUGAUAGAGGAGAACAACGAGCUCAAGGAUAGGCUGGAGGAGAAGGAGAAGCGGGAGAGGCAGGCGCUGCGCAAGGCGGAUGUCAUGAAACAGGAUGCGGACAUGACGAGGAGCCAGCUGCAGGCGAUGCAGCAGCGGCUGGAGGAGGAGGAGGCGCAGCGGCAGACGCUGCUGAGGGAGCUGCAGGCGCUCAGAGCCCAGGUGGUGAGCGGAGGACAGCAGCUGCAGCAGGCGCAGGCACAGCAGCCGCAGCAGGUGCAGCAGCCACAACAGGGGGUUGCGGAGGAGGAAAAGGAGGAGAAGCAGCAGCAGCAGCAGCAGCAAUGGGAGACUGAGGAGCAAGCAGGGGAGUCGCAGGAGGAGACAGACCAUGAGCAUGCGCAUGCGCAUGCAGACAAGCAAGGCGAGGAGGGGUUGCAGACUAGUGAUCAGUGUACUGCUGCUACUGCAUCCCUGGGGGCGUCAGCCAGCAGGGGGCGUGGGAAGCUGGUCAUUCCCUUUGACGACGACGACGAUGACGAUGCCUAA
Closterium sp. NIES-65 is the source of this 6276-nucleotide messenger RNA. The record is from the annotation of a GenBank genome assembly. Lineage: Eukaryota; Viridiplantae; Streptophyta; Zygnematophyceae; Desmidiales; Closteriaceae.